CAACGCGAGCAGCAGAUCCAAUUAGCCCUUGAAGACUUUCGCACAGGUGGCUGUACAUCAAUCCGAGCUGCAGGGACUGCGUACGGCAUCCCAGAAUCCACGUUGCGCGCGCGACUCAAUGGAACACCAAACCAACGUACCGCCCACCAACAUCGCAAGAGGCUCUCAGUUCUACAAGAGAAGUUCCUUGUUGACUGGAUCCUCGAACAAGAAUCA
Molecule: messenger RNA, 216 nt
Organism: Aureobasidium namibiae CBS 147.97
Lineage: Eukaryota; Fungi; Ascomycota; Dothideomycetes; Dothideales; Saccotheciaceae
Exons: 1
Molecular function (GO): DNA binding
Source: RefSeq, a predicted model, not a curated record